Molecule: messenger RNA, 3002 nt
Organism: Argiope bruennichi
Lineage: Eukaryota; Metazoa; Arthropoda; Arachnida; Araneae; Araneidae
Product: ankyrin repeat domain-containing protein 13D-like
Exons: 16
Coding region: 106-1953 (615 amino acids)
Cellular component (GO): cytoplasm
Molecular function (GO): protein binding
Source: RefSeq, a predicted model, not a curated record
CGUGUCAAUCGUAAAUCGAAGUACCUGAUUAAAAUGAAGUGUGAAAUUUUAUGAUUUUAUAACACUUGUUUUUGAGAUUUCUUUUUUUUUAAAGCACUUAUAAUAAUGACCACCGCUCUUAUAAAAGCUGAAUAUCCUUUACAUUGGUGUGUAUGGCAGAAUGAUCCAUCUGAGUUGCAGAAAGUUUUAGAUUCAAAAGUGCAUGACAUUGAGAAAAUGGACCCUCGGGGAAGAACCUCAUUGCUUUUAGCUGUGACAUUAGGCCGUCUUGAAUGUACUAGAAUCCUGUUAAAAUAUAAUGCUAAUGUUAAUGUUGAAAAUAAAGAAGGCUUUUCUGUGUUACAUGAAGCAAUUAGUACUGGAGAUCCAGAAUUAAUUCAAGAAAUUUUGGAAAGAAGGGAUUAUCAAAGAUACAGCAGUCGUGUUGGUGGUAUUCCUGAGCUUUUGAAAAGAAUUCGAGAUACUCCUGAUUUUUAUGUUGAGAUGAAAUGGGAAUUUACAAGUUGGGUGCCUUUAGUAUCUAGAAUGUGCCCUAGUGAUACUUAUAAAGUUUACAAGUCAGGUUCGAAUGUUAGAAUAGAUACCACACUACUGGGUUUUGAUCAGUCGAAUUGGCAACGGGGAAGCCGAAGUUAUGUUUUCAAGGGACAAGAUUACCAGGGUUUGAAAGCUAUCCGAUGCAACAGAAGCUACAUCUUUUCACUUCGUGGGUGUUCUGUCGAAGAUAGUGCUACCAUGAUGGAAAUUGAUCAUGAAUCUGGUCAAGUUUAUGUUGAGCAGAUGCGUGUGUUAACUCCCCAAAUGGACGACAUCCAUGCUUUCCGUCCUUCUGCAGAAUCAGUGUCAUCUCGCCUUACAACCCCUAUUGUGACCACAUUUGUUGACACUGAUAAAAUAAAUUUUGAAAGAAAUAAGAGUGGUAUUUGGGGCUGGAGAAGUGACAGAAAUGAAGUAAUAAAUGGUCAUGAAAGCAAGGUUUUUAGUGCAAAUAAUGUGGAAUUAGUUACCAAGACAAGAACAGAACACUUAACAGAAGCUGAUAAGAUUCGACAUAAAAGUUCACGAUCUCCUCUGCAGUCAUUGUUAGGCAUUGUUGAAGUUGAAGAAAAGACAGCUGUUCCUGCAAUCAAUGGUGAAAAUAAAGAAGAAUGGAGUGGCAAUCCAUGUCACAUCACUCCAGAAGAAUAUUUCAAUCCAGAAGUUGACUUAGAUGGUAGAGACAUAGGUCGCCCUAAAGAAAUAUCAACAAAAAUACAGAAAUUCAAAGCAAAUCUUUGGCUUUGUGAAAACUAUCCCCUCUCUCUUCCAGAGCAAAUCCUGCCAAUAGUUGAUUUAAUGGCUAUCAGCAGUACACAUUUUGCAAAAUUGAGAGAUUUUAUUACAUUACAACUUCCAGCUGGUUUUCCUGUUAAAAUAGAAAUUCCACUUUUUCAUGUUCUAAAUGCACGUAUUACUUUUGGAAAUAUUUUUGCACUUGAUGAAUCUGUUCCUGGAGUGACUCCUAUAAAAGAAGAUAAAGCUGUAGCCUGUGUACUAGAUGAUAGUUGUUUUGAAGUACCUCCUGGAUAUGUACGAUUAGGUUCUGAUGCUCUUCGUCCUCUGAGCAUUGAUGAAGAUGAUGAACUCCUUCAGUAUGCUAUUCAACAAUCACUUAUGGAAGCUGGAAGUGAAGAAGAUCAGGUGACAAUAUGGGAGGCUUUGCGAGCUCAAAAACCUAAUGAAAAUGGAGAAGAAGAUGAAAGUUUACAAAAAGCUAUUCAAGAAAGCCUCUCUUCUAAUCCCGCACCACCUACAAUCACCUCACCCAUGGACACUUACAGAACAAGUGAGGAAUCUCAACUGGAAAUUGCUCUGAAACUGUCUCAGCAAGCUCAAGAAGACGAGGAGAAGCAGCUUAGGGAAGAGCAGGAAAUGUUAGAAAGAGCACUACAGCUGUCAUUAGCAGAACAAUAAAAGUGUUUACAUUUUCACGUUAGAAACUGCUAAUUUGUAAUGAUAUUCCAAGUUAAAUAGUUAAUAUUCAUGCUUUCCAUGGUUAAAAGAAUUAAAAAGGAGCUUGAUCUGUAGAAAGCAUUUUUAAGGAGAAUAAAUUUGAAGCAUUCUGUAAAGUUUCAAGGAUUAGGAUCAAGUUGCAUAAAUUUAUACCUGAAUUUUGUACUGCUGGAAUUUUUAUAUUUACUGAUGCUGUGUUUUUCUUACUUAAGAGAUGCAUGAAGGUCACCUAACAUUUUAAAGUUAACAGUGAGUAUGUGGUAUUUGUUUCCAAGUUCCAGCCUAUUUAUUAUUUUUAUAUACCCAUAACCACUUUUGAAAUACGUUUUUGUAAGUGUGUAUUAUAAGAAACUAUGUGCUAAAGUGAACUGGAGAAAAUGAACCUGCAAAGCAUACCUGUGGUUUGAAAUAUGCAUAUGGAAAUUUUUUGGAAUAUAGUGUAAGUGGUGGAAGUUUAAUUGAAAUUUUUUUCCCAAUCUCUGAUCCAAAAUAAUGCUGCAUUCUUUACUUUAAAAGUUCCCAAUUGUAUUGUUGCCAUAUUUUCAUUCUUCCUAACAGGUGCUAUGUAUUUUUUCAUUUAAAGAAAAAUAUUUUGGUUGCAUAAUAAUUAUAUUAUGUUUAUGUUUCUAAGGUGGCGAAUGUUUUUAAAAGCAUUCUAGUUAAUCUUAACCCAAAAAUAAUUAUUAUUGUAAUUUAUAUGAUACAAUUAAUUCAUGUUUUUGAAUUUGUUAAAAAAAGUACUAAAUAUUCUGAAAUUGUUUCUGGAAGUAUGUUUUUUUUUUCUUCCCCCUUUCUUUCUCUCUCUCUCUCUCUCUCUCUUUAAGUAUAGCAAAAUAAUUCUUUCUUUCAAAAAUUUUUUACUCUAAUUUUUGAAAAAUUAUUGAAUUAAUUCUUGAAUUUGAAUUUAUUUCUUCAGCAAGUGAAUUAGAAAUUUUACCCAACUUGCAUUUUAAUAUUUUCAUUUUUUAUUUAAUAGCUAAAUCAAAUUAAAAACCAAUUUCAAGUUUUUA